Molecule: messenger RNA, 708 nt
Organism: Pomacea canaliculata
Lineage: Eukaryota; Metazoa; Mollusca; Gastropoda; Architaenioglossa; Ampullariidae
Exons: 3
Coding region: 109-492 (127 amino acids)
Source: RefSeq, a predicted model, not a curated record
AUUUUUAAUUUUUUUUUAAGAGCAGUAUAGCUUUUUGGAAGCGAGAUUGGUUGCGUGCUUAAUAAACUGGACCGGCUGUUCUCUGUGUCUCUGGAAGCAACUGGCGACAUGGCGGGUCUUGUCUUGCUACUAAUCUGUGUAACGUCAGCUGUUACAGGUGUGUUCCUGCCUGAGUCUUCGUCAGACCCAGUCAUCUGUCCACAUCUGCCUUGUCCCCUCCCGCCCUGCGAUCGCAGUGAAUGGAUCCCUUGGUACUACGAUUACCAUGGCAAGAACUGUACAGGCUGCUACCAGUGCCCCGCUAUGGAGGAAUCUCUCAGAGUCUCUGACCUAGAGAAAAGACAGCUUGAUUCCACAAUCCUGCGAUGCCCGAUAGUGGAUUGCUUCUUUCCACCACAGGACUGCCCUGUUGCCCUUGUCGCGGGUACCAUCCACAUUGGAGGCCUUGAAUGUCCGGGCUGCCCUCGAUGCCCUGUCCCAAUCAACGAGUGAAAAAUGAAGAGGGCAGUUAUACAAGAUAUGUUGACUCGGACAUGUCUGCCAUAUUCUGAUAUGUAAAAAUGCAGUUAUACUUUUUGAAAGUGAAAUUGUACUAGUCUGGGUUUCUGUCCUCGCAGUUACACAAACACAACGAAAUUAAAAACGUAAAAAAACCGCCUGGUAUGAAUCGUUAAAAUAGAUUAAUAUAAUAAAAAUAAAUGUUUUGUC